AGAUGGCACUGGAAUUGAAGGAGAGUGUAUCUGCAAAGUUUGUCCCAAAACAUUUACUGAAAGUGAAGGGAAAUGACAAGCUGCAGUCUUACUUCAGGUUUCUCAUUGAGCACAAUUACAGAAGGGGAAUCAAUAAAGUUGACUAUGGAAGAUGUGCUGCAUGCUACAGGUCACUGACCAUACACGACCACCCACGACUUUCACCAGCUCAGAAAAAGACAAAGAAGCUGCAAAAAUUACUCGCUAAGGCAGACAAGAGAAAACUGUCAAAGUUUCAAGACAAUGCUGUGAAGAAAUUCUUAAAGAGCUCAAGUCACCUUAUUGCCAAGUGCCCAUCAUGCGGUCAUGUAAAUAGGCAGUCCAUAGUGACGAAUGAACAGAAAUUCCACAUAAAAGACAUGCUUGCUCAUGAAGUGGCACAGGAGUCUAUGGUGGUACCAGAUGCGACAGAAAGUUCUAAGAAAAAAAAGAAAAAGAAGAAAAGAAAAACAGAGCAAAGUGAAAGUUACGGGUCACUAAAAGAUUCCCUGCCCCCCAGUCAUUCAGCUGACAUCAAGAAAACUUUAUUUUCCUCAAAUGCUCAAGGAAAUGCAGUUCAUAAUUCUGUGAAAAAUCCAGCACCAAAAACUUUGAAACGACCUCUGCAAUCACAGUCUCAACCAAAAGGCAAAAAGCUUCUAAAACAGAAGGAGUUGCAAGCCAUGUUAUCUGGGAGUGGCAAACCAGGGAACUCAACUUCUCUCAAAGACUUUUUGUCAUCUCUCUGAUUCAGCAAUUUGCAACCAUGUUGGCCCUUCUUCCCUCAACUUGCCAAAUUUCAGUGUACCAGAAAAAAGUGCUUUAAAUUUCAGAGCUCGUUCUCAUUGGCGUUCGCUUACAGUACAGACAGGCUGCUUCUCUCCACCAACAUGUGAACGUGGCCAAGGAAAUUAAAAAUAAGAGGCUUAGUUGCCAGGAAUGCAACAUCAUGUAUAUAUACUCUACACACAGACCCUAGGCUAGAAUGUUGUAGUUCUACUGUCGUCAUUUACCCUAGGGAUCUUCAGCCCAUAUGGUGUUAUACUCUAGCCAUACAAUGUAACUGGUUUCUUGACAAAAGUUUUUUUACCCUUCCAGCCCCAGCCACUUUUGUGCACUCCAUUAAACCCAGUCCCAGCCUAUACAGUAGUAUUUCAGAAAAAGAGGCAUGCGUUCUAAAAGGUGAUGUAGUAUCUUUGUAAUGAGGUUUAGAUAAUAACAACAAUGUUUAAAGGUAAAUGAACAAAUAUUAUAAUUAUAAAAAUUAAUCUUUAAUUAGGUUCGCAAAUAUUUUUUUUAAUGCGCAAAUUUGGUAUCCCUCGAAACUGAGAAUGUACACUCUUGGGACAGUGGGAGGUACAAGCGCUGUUGAAAAUAUAUAUGCACAUGGUGCUGGAAGGGUUAACGGAAUGUUAAAGAGUCAUAGAGGGAGACAGGUAUUAAAGAAAGGUUGGAGCAGGAAAUAUUUUUUGGCCGUGCAUAACCCCUAAUGAGUUUUUAAAAAUAUACCAAGACGAACCCAUGCCCUUUUCUUUCAUAUCAAUGGACACCAGUACUUUUAAACCUGCAACAUAUCCAAAGAGAGAAAUAACUCAUGGCAUUAUCACAUGAACCUGUAGUGUUUACGUCAGAAUCACCACAACCUAUUGCAGGGACAUCAGCAGUAUCACCGCAACCUAUUCAAAUACUGAUUUGACAUCUACAACCUCUCCACCUUUUUCAAACUCUUUUACCACAUUACUUAGUGAAAGAGAACCCUGCCUCGAACUAACACCAACACAUUUCUGCCACUCAAGUCUCUGAGGAAAUUGAUGGGUCAACUUGUGUUUCCGCUAGUGACAAAAUUAGUUCCUGACUUUAUGUGCCCCAUAUGUGAUGUUUUCAAGGACUGGCCUGGGAAACAACCAGGCUGUAUGUAUGGCUUUGUGCUAACACUGAAUGUUGAGUGCACAGAGUGCAGAAAAGUUGUGUCAAGUCACUUAUUAAACAUUCUCUUGAAGCAUCCUUGUGUAAAAUAUUAGCAUGUGUGCGGUUUUAGUUGUAUAUAUUAUAUUUUUUGAGAAAUUGCCCUCUUUUUGUGAAUAAAUGUGUAAAAUAAAAA
Messenger RNA from Aplysia californica (California sea hare), 2119 nucleotides. RefSeq lists its product as uncharacterized. The record is from RefSeq and is a predicted model, not a curated record. NCBI's taxonomy places the organism in Eukaryota, Metazoa, Mollusca, Gastropoda, Aplysiida, Aplysiidae.